GUGUAUUGCCCUCUGAUGCUGAUUCUGCUAAAUGUUGGGGAUCUGCAUUAUCACCGGGGGUUCUGAGUAACCAGCACGGUUUCCCCUGGACAGCGAUCUGGAUCAGCAAUCGAGGCACUAGAUCUUGGGCGGGGACUAAGUUCUUUUUUGGACUCUGCCUCUGCACCCCAGUUCAGGAACCACUGUGGCCUUUAAACCUGCCGCCCCGAGGUCACACUGCCUAGUCCUUAGCAAGACCGCUGGUUCUUUGGAGUCUAGGAAAUCUUUUGGUGCGGGGAGCAAAGGGCCACGCCUUUGACCUUGCGUGCUACCUCUGUCAGGGCGCGAGCCCUGGCGUGCACCUGCGCCCGGGGUCCCCGCGCCCGCAGCCCGCUGCGCGCGCCGCUUCCUGAGCGCGCGGCCCGCGGACCCGCCCUGCUGCUGGGCCCCGAGGCGACAGCCGAGGUACAGGUGCCCCGGGUGCAGAUCGACUCCCUCUGCCCGCCGCCGCCCUCGUCGGAGCAGGCCUCGCGUCCCUUGUCCCGCCUUCUGCUGCGGCCGCCCUCCCGCCGCGCCAAAUGCAGGCUGUCGCCCUCCCCGAGGAGAUCCGUUGGCUCCUGGAAGAUGCUGAAGACUUCCUGGCGGAGGGCUUGAGGAAUGAGAACCUCAGUGCUGGUGCUCAGGACCAGAGAGACCACAUUCUCCGGGGCUUCCAGCAAAUCAAAUCCAGGUACUGUUGGGAUUUUCAGCCCCAGGGAGGAGACCUUGGCCAGGACAGCUCUGAUGACAAUCUGAGUGGGACUCACGGCCCAGCCCUCCCAGCAGAUGCAUCCUUUUGGUCCGAUUAUCAGGAUGAGGGAGUGGAAAACAUCUUAAGAGGGGCUCAGGAGCUGGAUAACAUCAUCAAGCAAGGAUACCUGGAGAAGAAGAGCAAAGAUCAUAGCUUCUUUGGGUCAGAAUGGCAGAAGCGAUGGUGUGUGGUCAGCAGAGGCCUCUUCCUCUACUACGCUAAUGAGAAAAGCAAGCAGCCCAAAGGGACCUUCCUCAUUAAGGGCUACAGUGUCCGGAUGGCCCCCCACCUGCGAAAAGACUCCAAGAAAGAAUCCUGCUUUGAACUGACCUCCCAGGAUAGACGCAGCUAUGAGUUUACAGCUCUGAGUCCAGCUGACGCCAGAGACUGGGUGGACCAAAUAAGUUUCUUGUUAAAAGAUCUGAGCUCCUCAACCAUCCCCUGUGAAGAGGAAGAGGAAGAGGAAGAGGAGAAAGAAGAGGAAGAAAUGUAUGAUGACAUUGACGGUUUUGACUCCAUCAAGGCUGGUUCCCAGGGCAGAGCCGUGACCUUGCCUGAGCCCACAGAGGAAGAAGAGGACAUUUAUGAAGUCCUACCAGAUGAAGACCUUGAUUUAGAAGAGGAUGCACGCGGCACUCAUCGACGGCGAGUGGACUGCGCCAAUUAUUACCAAGGCCUGUGGGAUUGCCAUGGUGACCAGCCAGAUGAACUGUCCUUCCAACGAGGUGACCUCAUCCGAAUUCUGAGCAAGCUCGGCCACCAGCACUGCCAAAUGUGGGGAGCAUCCUGGACCCCCACACCCAACUGAAAUGAAAGACGCUCGGGCCCUUUCUUAUUUGCUCCUCUGCCGUGGAUCACCUGCCUGUCAUUCUUGCUAGACUCCUGCUAGCUCCUCUUCUAGGGAGGAACCUAAGGCUCAGAAGCCGCUGUCUGCACAGCACUUUCUAUUGGGAACACAGCCGCACUCCUGCAGACCCUAAGGUCACAUGACUGCUAAAUGGCCAACGGAGGAUUUGCUGCCCGCCUAUCCGACUCCAAGGGCCAUUACUCUAGCCUGUAAACUCCUAAGAAGCAAGCCAUGUUUGGACUCAUCAGUCUGUCCCUUGAGGAAAUCCAGCUAGCACUUUGCAAAGGAAGAUGCUUGAUGGAUAGUAUUGAUUUGAACUAUGACCUGUCACCCUGAACAUCUCUAGUAUUCUGGCAUUUUAGGUAGUGUUCAACCUUCUCUGAAGAAGCCAUAGCAUUCGCUUGGUUAAAAGGGUGGGGUCUAGAAAGAUGGCUGAGCACCUAAGAGCUUAUACCACUCUUCCAGAGGACCUGAGUUCGAUUCCCAGCACCCAUAUCAAGUGGCUCACAACCACCUUUAACUCCAG
Molecule: messenger RNA, 2142 nt
Organism: Peromyscus leucopus (white-footed mouse)
Lineage: Eukaryota; Metazoa; Chordata; Mammalia; Rodentia; Cricetidae
Gene: Skap1
Product: src kinase associated phosphoprotein 1
Exons: 12
Coding region: 558-1577 (339 amino acids)
Cellular component (GO): plasma membrane; cytoplasm
Molecular function (GO): protein binding
Source: RefSeq, a predicted model, not a curated record